This is a messenger RNA of Aphis gossypii (cotton aphid), 6897 nucleotides long. RefSeq lists its product as uncharacterized. The record is from RefSeq and is a predicted model, not a curated record. The transcript is spliced from 42 exons. The coding region runs from base 299 to 6529 and encodes 2076 amino acids. Lineage: Eukaryota; Metazoa; Arthropoda; Insecta; Hemiptera; Aphididae.
UUUUAGAACUCAUUUCUUUGUUGCUACGUGGAUUGUGGAACAUCCUAAUUCCUCAUGUGUUUAGUCGUUUUGUGUAUUGUUAAUUUACCAUUAUAAUUAUACAUUUAUCGAGCUUAAUAGCUUAAAAUUGUUCUUAAACCAAAACAUUUUUCACAGCUAUUUGGUUAGUAAGAAGUAUGUUGUGAGUGUUUAAAUAUAUCUCAAGUAUUUUAUCCGUAUUUCGAAUACAUCCUGUUGGCUGUUGCUUUCAAUACAUUUAAUUUAAGUGCUAAUUGAGUAUUUGAUUCUACAAGUUAACAUGGAAUUGAAAAAGUUAUCGUUUCCAUUACUUAAUGAUACUUUAAACUACUUGAAUGCUGGAAUAAUUGGACAGAUUAAACAUGUUGUAAAAAGAAAUAAAUACAAUUUGUUUAUUUUUCACAUGUUGUUGCAAGAAUGUGAAUGUAUUAAUGAUGAGGAUAUUAAUUUGGCUUUAUUAGAUGAACCAGUUUUACCUUUGGCUAAUGUACAACCUGGCUCAUUACUGGCUUGUCUUCAUCCACAAAAUAAAACUUGGAUGCGGUGUUAUGUUAUAUCAAUUUUGCAUAACCAGGCUAAUGUUGCAUUUUGUGAAACUGGUGAAAUGACAAAAACUAAAAAACUUAAAGAUAUUCCUGAAAAGUAUAAACAUAUACCUGUUAUUACAUUUGAAGCUGAGGUUAAAUGUAUUUGUCCUUAUGGAAUAUUAAAACAUUUAAUGGAGAAUUUCAAAGAUUAUAGCGCAACAUUUGAACCAUUUAUAAUGAAACCAAAUAAUAAAGAAACACAUAAAACAAUGAAACUUUUUUCUAAGACUACAUCUAUUGAUUUCAUUAUAAAAAAUUGGGAUCUACAGAAAUGUUUAGAUACUGAAGACUCUAACUAUAAUUUACUUAUGUUUGAAAAUGGCAGUUCUGUUGUCGUAGCUAAAGUAGAAAAUUAUGAUUGGAGACAUAUAUUUGUUAGGAGUGUUGAUCAUUUUGUUAAUGUUCAUAAAGAAUUACAGAUUCAUUGUGAAAAUGCUUCAAAUAUUUUAAGAAACCUUAUGGUAGGAGAUAUUGUUGCUGUAAAAUGCACAGAUAAAUUUUACAGAGGCAAAGUCAUUGACAUUUUUGAAAAUUCCUGUUUUUCUUUAUAUUUAAUCGACAGUGGUUAUGUGGUAUCUGCAUCAAUUGAUUGUAUAGUUGAUUUACCUGACACUUUAAAAAAGAUUCCACCAACUGUAUGUUUAGUUGGAUUAAAAGAUAUAUCUUUAAAGCCUUGGACAUCUGAGACGUUUUUGUAUAUUAAACAAUUAUUUGAAAACUCCACAACUAUGGUAUUGGAAUACACUGACCAUGAUCCUUUUGGUUUGGAUUCUGUAACCUUAACUAUUAUUAAUAACAAUGAAGAUGUUAAUGAACAUAUUAAAGAACUACUAAAAUUUGUGGAAAAUCCAUCAAGUGACAAUGAUCAUACCAGUUUAAACUGUGUACACGAUUCUAACAAUUUAUUUCAUUUAAAAUCCAAUCAAGUUAUUCCUGUGAAAGUUAACUCUCUGGUGAAAUCAGAUUUUCUAGAUAUGCCAGAACAAAUAGAAUAUUCAUUGCCAUCUGGCAGUUUAGUUUAUAUGACCGGUGUUGUGGAUCUGAAAGAAAUAUAUAUUAGAAAAUUAGAAGAUCAUGAUGAUAACCAUGAACAUUUCUUGGAUAUGAUUAAUGAAUUCUGUGCAUCAGCAUUACCAAUUAAUAGACCUUUGGUAAUUGGGGAAAUUGUUGGAGCUCAAUCUACCAUAGAUGAUAAUUUUUACAGAGGCAAAGUUUUAAAAAAAAUUGACGACGUUACUUAUUUAUUGCAGUUUAUUGAUUUUGGUGAUAAAGAUAAUGUACCAUUGUCAAAAAUAUUUGAAAUUCCCAAACAUUUUAUGACUCCUUCAAAUGUGAUUAAAAUUACUUUAAAAGGUGUAAAUAAUGUUCCAUUAAAUGAAGAUGCUUUGAGCUAUAUUUCUAAUUUGUUGUCAACUUGUGAACCAAUGAUAAUCGAAUUUUCUCCAAUACAACCUCUUAAAGAUGUUUCUUUAAGAACAGUGAAUAGUAAUGAGAAUGUGAAUGAACGACUAAAUGAGUUACUGGAUAAAAAUGACAAAACAUCAACGGCAAAUGUAACAAAUCAACUUGAACCAGAUAAUGUUCACAUUGACAAAAAUACUUGUAGUAAUGGAGAUUUACCUAAACUAAAGAAAGGAGAUUCAGUGUACAUUACAACAUUCAUCAAUGUUCAUAAUUGUUUUGUACGUAAAGUUGAAGAUGAUAAUGAUGAAUUUGCUAAUCUUAUAGAAACCGUAAAUUUGUACUGUUCAGCUGAAACUCCUAUUGGACGAUUACCAAAGUUAAAUGAUUUAAUUGGAGCAAAAUCAAUAGAUGGAUCUUUUUACAGAGCAAAAGUUAUAAAAAAAGUAAAUGACAAUAGUUAUGAUGUAAAAUUGAUUGAUUAUGGAACUGACGAGAAUGUUACUUUAUCUGAUAUUGUUAAUCUGUCCUCUGAAUUAAAACAGUUAAUUCCUACUGCUAUUUUGGUUAAAUUAAAGGAUGUUCCAUCCAUUAAAUUAAAUGAAGCAGCUCGUAAAUAUAUAUCUUUAAUCUCUGAAAAUGAAGCCUUGAUAAUAGACAUGAUAGACAACAGCACAAAUGAAGUAAUAUUCAAGACUGAAAACAAUGAAAAUUUCAACUAUCGUUUGAAAGAAUUAAUAUUUGAAAAUAACAAGGAAAUAAACAUAAAUGAUUUAAUUGAAAAUGAAGAAGAGUUCAAAUCAGAUCAAUCUUUAUUAGAAUGUAUUGUUCCCACUGUGAAACCGGGUAGUGUAGUUUAUUUAACAGCUUUUAUCAAUAUGAAUGAAAUGUAUAUUAGAAAGUUAGAGGAUUAUGAUGAUGAAUUUCAUAAUUUAUUGGAAAAAGUUAAUGAGUUCUGUUCAGCUGCUAAACCAAUUAAAAGGCCUCUGAUAAUUGGUCAAAUUGUUGGAGCCCAGUCUACAUUAGAUGAUAGUUUUUACAGGGGUAAAGUUUUAAAAAAAAUUGAUGAUGUCACUUAUUCAAUACAGUUCAUUGACUUUGGUGAUAAGGAUAAUGUACCUCUGUCAAAAAUAUUUGAAAUCCCUACAGAUUUUAUGAUUCCUUCAACUAUUUUAGAAAUUAAUCUUAAAGGCAUUAAGUCUCAAUCAUUGAGCAUUGAAGCAUCAAAUUAUAUUUCAAAUUUAUUAUCAACGUAUGAGCCAUUGUCAAUAGAUUUUGACAAUACAUUUCCUAUUAAAGAUGUAACAUUAGUAAUAAUUAAAAAUAAUGAAAAUGUUGCUGAAAGCUUAAAUAAACUUCUCAAGGAUGAGAAUAAUGCUACACCUAAUAAUAUUGUUGAAGAUGAAUGUAUAAAAGAAGAAGAAGAAUUAACAGAAUUACCAAACAUAUCUUCAGAAUCUAAUGUUAUAAGAGAUUCUAAGUUUUAUGAUGAAACUAUUAUGCUGAAAAAUGAGGACAUUGUUUAUAUUACGGCAUAUAUUGAUUUGCAUAAUAUUUAUGUCCGUAAAUUUGAAAGUUAUGUUGAACUGCAAAAUCUCGUCGAGAAUGUCCAAACUUGUUGUACACAACAAGGAAAGGCUUAUGAAAGUAAAUCUCCAAAGUUAAAUGAAAUUGUGGGCGCACAAAGUUCAGUUGACGGAUGUUUUUAUCGAGCAAAGAUAAUUGAUGUAACUGAUGAAAACACUUAUGAAAUGAAUUUUAUUGAUUUUGGUUUUGAUGAAAGUGUAAAUGUUGCUAAUAUUGUUCCGCUACCUAUACAUCUACAGCAGGUAACUCCAACUAUUACUUUAGUUGGGCUUGAUGGUGCAAGUUUUGAAGAACUUAAUUCAGAAGGUCAUAAUUAUUUAGAAAGUUUGAUAUCACUCUGUGAAUUAAUGAAAAUAGAGUUUGAAGAUUUAAAUAAAGUUAAGUUAACUGUCAUUAGCCAAAAUUUAAAUGUUAUAGAUCAUUUAAAUAAUUUACAUACAAAUUGCACCACAAUGGAUAAUACUAUUAUUAAUAAUUCUUUGCAACUCAAUUCUGGUAUGAAGUAUAUAUCUAAUGAUAUCAGUAUUCCACUAAUACCACCAUUGACUAAUAAAAGCAUAGUUACUAUUCAUGCAUUUAUUAGUCUAAAGGAUAUUUAUAUCAGUGUGCCUUUCAAUAAAGCUGAAGUCGAUAAGUUUUUAAAAGACUUUUCAGUCUAUUGUUUGACUUCUCAACCUAUUACCAUAAAUCCAGUUAUAGGAGAAGUUUAUGGAAUCAGAUCGUCUACUGAUAAUUCAUUUAACAGGGGUGCUGUCGAAGAAAAGUUGAGCGAAGAUCAAUACAGAGUGGUUUUCUAUGAUUUAGGUACUAAAGAUACUGUUUCGGCAAGUAGUUUUGUGGAAAUCCCAGAACACUUAAAACAGAUUCCACGUACAAUUUAUUCAAUACGUCUCAAAGAUAUUGAUUCUGGAAUUCUCAACAAUCUCAACGCCCAAGCUAUGUCUUAUGUGAAUAUGUUGUGUGAAAACCUGCCUUUAAUUAUUGAAUUUGACGAGAAAAGUCCAAAUGGAUUAAAUGCCGUGACGUUGACUACUAUUAAAACCCAGCAAAAUGUUAACAAUCAUCUGAUAAAGCUUUUGGUUCAAAAAGAAAGAGAUUCGCCAGAAACAGUACAGAUGUUAAACAAAGAAGAUAUAGUCUAUAUUUCAACGUUUGUGGAUCUACAAGCUAUUUACGUUAGACGUAUUAACAAUGGCACGGAUAAAUUUAAAUCAUUCUUGGAGAAUUUUUCAUCUUCCUGCGAGUUAGAGAAUCCUAUUGAAAACGAUCCUAAAAUUGGUGAAAUAAUUGCGGCAAGAGAACAAGGUGGAACUAAAUUUUACAGAGCUGAAGUUAUUUCUAGAGUAGACGAUAAUUAUUUUUAUGUUUGUUUUAUUGAUUUUGGAUCUUGGGAUACUGUUCACAAGAGUAAUAUUGUACAACCGUCCGAAUCGCAGCUACAAAAUUGUCCACCUACGUUUAUGGUCGGUUUACACGGAUUAGAUGCAGGACCUGUUAAUCCUACAAUACUGUACUAUAUAAAAAACAUCAGCCAAAAAGAGACAUUUUUAAUUGACUCUAUCACUGAACAAAAUAAAGUCGUAUUGAUAUCAGUCGACACACAGUGUAAUAUAAAUGAAGAAAUAAAGAAACUUUUAGAUAACAGACAUAUUGGGCAACACAUUCAAAAUGAUGUAUAUGCCAACGGUGAUAAUAAUAUAAAUACUGAAAAAUGUGUAAUAAAGUAUUACAAACCACCCUUGGACGUCGCUAUUCAGGUUUGGGUCGCCGAAAAAAUAUCUUCUUCGAAGUACUUUGUGCACACGUAUGAAAGUCGUCUUGAAUUCAUAAAAUUAGAGAAUCAAAUGUUUGAAGACAGUAACACUUUCGAAUCUGUUAAAUCCGUUAGUGUUAAUAUGCCGUGCAUCGUGUUCAUCAGUCCCAGUUGGUACCGCGGAGAAGUGCUGAAAGUAAUUGAUAAAGCCAAAAUAAAAGUUGGUCUCGUGGACGUUGGAAAUUUCAGUGUCGAUCGCAGUAUCAAAGAAAUUUUCCGCAUGCCGUCGAAAUACAAAGGAAAAUCGCUGUUAUUGAAUAUCGAGAUACAACCAGAACCGCAAGAAAGAUUAUCAGUCACUACGUUUAGAAUCGUCCCUAAAAAACACUUAGACAAUGUCACAGUGGUAGAAGUAUUGCUGGGAUCUACAGUAGAUCAAUCUUACGACGAUCUGGUUCGUAAUGUACACGUCAUAGAUAAUGUUGGGCUACCUUCAUUUUCUUCAACGCCCAUCCCCGAAGAUUCUGGGCAGUUUCAGUUCAACAACAGCCGUAACGAAUCAAACCUACUGUGUACGACGCUGUGUCAGGAAACGACUUGUUCCACCGAGCUCAGCAAGCGGUUUUCAAACAUGUUAACAAUCAAAGACGUACAAUAUGCGAGAUGGUUAAAGGGUGCUGUGAAAACGUUGACAUUUUUGUGUGUGAACGGUGACUGUUUGAUGAUGAGGGACCAUCUGAUUGAUGAUACGCUGACGGAUUUGGAAGCAAAAAUCCAAGAACACUGCAUGACCGCUGUUGUUGAUCCAUUGUACACCCCGGCCAAAAACGAACUUUGUUUGGCCAAGUACUACGACAAUUUGUGGUACAGAGCUAUAUGUGUGAAUGUCUCCGACGACAAUAAUUACACGGUCUAUUUCUUGGAUUGGGGAUUGGAGUAUUUAACAAAUGUCAAAGACAUUUGUAAAAUGCCUAAGGAUUUUGUAUAUCUGCCAGCGACAGCACACAAGUGUUAUCUAAAAGAUGCUCCUUUGUCGAAGUGGAGUGCCAGCACAAUGCACGUGGUAUCAUCCGAGCUCGCUCUACAACAGUUGCAAUGCACGAUCGACGAUAAACUGACAAAUGAUAGUUACAUAAUAUCCUGUGCUUCCAUUAAAGACUUAUUCGACGCGAAUCCGCAAUAAGCAGCCGGAUGUCAAGUAAUAUACACGUUAAAGCUGCACCUGAUUCAUCGUCAAUCAGUGAAAAAUUUAGAUAUUUAAUUAUUUUAUAUUGUUAAAAAGUAGUACAUCAAGUGUUUUAUUAAUCGUUUCGCGAUGUUUCAAUACAAACAAUAGUUGUGCUAUUAACAUUUUUACUAUUUAUAAUAUUUGUUUUAUAUUUUGUAUUUUUCUGCCGAACGAUAAAUUAUUAUUUUCAUCGUGUUAAUUUUUACAUAGGUUUUUGAUCCUUUCAUACUUAGAUAUUAUUUAUUAAUUUUACUAAAUUUAUUAUAAAAUGAUUUGUACAUUAAAAAAACGAAGAAAUUAAAAUAGACAUUUAAUAUAUUUUA